Messenger RNA from Penicillium vulpinum, 783 nucleotides. RefSeq lists its product as uncharacterized. Bases 1 to 783 code for a protein of 260 amino acids. Gene Ontology annotation, cellular component: cytoplasm. Gene Ontology annotation, molecular function: ATP binding; protein serine/threonine kinase activity. Lineage: Eukaryota; Fungi; Ascomycota; Eurotiomycetes; Eurotiales; Aspergillaceae. The transcript has a single exon. Gene Ontology annotation, biological process: protein phosphorylation. The record is from RefSeq and is a predicted model, not a curated record.
AUGAGCGUUUUUCAUCGCCUCAUCGAUGACGAGGGUCACUACAUCGCUCUUCACACAAUCAUCGCCACUGGUGACGCAGUAGUCGUUGUCCAACGCGAAGAUGUUGCAGUCAAAAUGGCAAUCGUCUACAAGUAUGACACCCUGGAGCAAGUGGAAGCAAACCGCGAAAGGAUCAGACGAGAGCAAGAAGUAUGGCGGCGCGUUCAGUCCGACUUCGACACCCCAGUAGAAGGAAUCGUCCAUUGUCUCGACCUUCCAGGCGAGACCAUCGAGAUGCGAUACAUGUCCGGAGGCACGCUUUCUAAGUGGCUGAAGCACCGAGCGCGACCUUGCAUCAAGCUACAGCAGCGUUGGUUCCGCCAGCUUGCCAUCGGCCUCCACAACCUUCACCAACGUUGCAUCAUCCACUGCGACAUUCUCACUCGCAACAUCCUGAUGGAUGGUUCACAGAACCUCGUCAUCGCUGACCUCGGUGCCUCGAGAGUCAUGCCCAUUGACACUGUCAUGGCUGAUGCGGUGGACGAGUUCGAGUGUUCCAUCUGGACGGAUCUUUGCCAGCUUGGCCUCGUGUUCUACGAGAUUGCUACCGGGAGGCACCCCGGUAUCAGCCUCUAUCACACCCGUGGCAGUCAUGACCCUUCCGCUGUGUUCCCCACCCAGGACAGGCUUCCUGUCCUCAGCGAGGGGCUCUGGGCCCGGGACAUCAUCGAGACCUGCUGGAGGAAGGGGGGAUAUGGGAUGGCCGGCGCGGCAGGGAUUCUGACGAAGCUAGACAGCGUGUAA